AUGUCGCAGAUACCGAAGGAGCCAGAGCAGGUGAUGAAGAUGAGAGGAGGAUGUGUGUUGGGGAAGAGAACGAUUCUGAAGAGCGACCAUUUCCCUGGUUGCCAGAACAAGCGUUUGUCGCCUCAGAUCGAAGGCGCUCCCAAUUAUCGCCAGGCAUCGGACUCGUUGCAUGUUCACGGUGUUGCCAUUCCAACCAUUGAUGGAAUUCGGAACGUUCUCAACCACAUUGGUGCUCGAUUGAAAGUUCUCUGGAUUAGCCUUCGUGAGGAACCGCUUGCCUACAUUAAUGGUCGUCCUUUUGUUUUGCGUGAUGUGGAGAGGCCGUUCUCCAACCUUGAGUAUACGGUAUGUAGUUGUGGUGCAUCUCAAGAAAGGGUUGAGCAAAUGGAAGCUCGUUUGAAAGAAGACAUCCUGGUGGAGGCAGCGAGAUAUGGAAAUAAGAUUCUUGUGACUGAUGAACUGCCAGAUGGGCAGAUGGUGGACCAAUGGGAGCCGGUGUCAUGUAAUUCUGUGAAGACACCACUCGAGGUGUAUGAGGAAUUGCAAGUGGAGGGAUAUCUUGUUGAUUAUGAACGAGUUCCUAUAACUGAUGAAAAAUCACCAAAGGAAAUGGAUUUUGAUAUUUUGGAUCUGGUUGCUUAUUUCUGUGGCCUGGUUAUUUCACCAGCUCUUGAAAAAGAAAACAGAUUUUAUGGGAUUCUUCCAGCUGGUGAUCAUGGGAAAGUUGCAUGGUUCCCAAGAAGCAAUUCAAUUGGUAGAAUUUUUCAAAGUAUGACCAAUGUUGCUGAUCAUUUACCUGACUCAGAAGAAGCAAUUCGCAGAGGAGAGUAUGCAGUCAUAAGAAGCUUGAUUCGGGUGUUAGAGGGUGGUGUUGAGGGGAAAAGACAAGUGGACAAAGUCAUUGACAAAUGUGCUUCAAUGCAGAACCUGCGUGAAGCAAUCGCCACGUAUCGCAAUAGCAUUUUGCGACAGCCCGAUGAGAUGAAAAGGGAGGCAUCACUAUCUUUUUUUGUUGAGUACCUAGAGAGAUACUACUUUUUAAUAUGUUUUGCUGUGUACAUUCAUUCAGAAAGGGCUGCACUCCGUUCUAAUACUGCUGAUCACUGUAGUUUUGCUGACUGGAUGAGAGCAAGACCUGAACUCUACAGCAUUAUUCGGAGGUUACUCAGGAGAGAUCCCAUGGGUGCACUUGGUUAUUCAAGUUUGAAGCCAUCUCUAAAGAUGAUAGCCGAAUCCACUGAUGGCCGCCCUUCCGAGAUGGGUGUGGUUGCUGCCUUGAGAAAUGGCGAGGUUCUUGGUAGUCAAACUGUUCUCAAAAGUGAUCACUGUCCCGGAUCUCAAAACCCAAGUUUACUUGAGAGUGUAGAUGGUGCUCCUAAUUUCCGAGAAGUUCCUGGAUUUCCAGUUUAUGGAGUGGCAAAUCCAACCGUGGAUGGUAUUCGAUCUGUCAUUCGGAAGAUAGGAAGCUCUAUAGGUGGACGCCCAGUACUUUGGCAUAAUAUGAGAGAAGAGCCUGUUAUUUACAUUAAUGGGAAGCCAUUUGUUCUUCGUGAAGUAGAAAGACCAUACAAAAACAUGUUGGAGUACACGGGCAUUGACCGUGAAAGAGUGGAGAAAAUGGAGGCACGAUUAAAAGAAGAUAUCCUAAGAGAAGCUAAACACUAUGGUGGUGCGGUAAUGGUUAUUCAUGAAACAGAUGAUAGGCAUAUAUUUGAUGCUUGGGAGCUUGUUACCCCCGAUGUAAUCCAAACCCCACUUGAAGUUUUCAAAAGUCUGGAAGCUGAGGGGUUCCCUGUUAAGUAUGCACGUGUGCCCAUCACUGAUGGAAAAGCUCCUAAAAGUUCUGAUUUUGACACUUUGGCAAUUAAUAUCGCUUCUGCUGCAAAAGACACUGCUUUUGUUUUCAAUUGUCAGAUGGGUAGAGGCAGGACGACCACUGGUACUGUCAUAGCUUGCCUUGUGAAACUUCGAAUCGAUUAUGGUAGGCCCAUUAAAAUUCUGGGUGAUGAUGUGACCCGUGAAGAAUCAGAUUGUGGUUCUUCAAGUGGAGAUGAAGCUGGGGUUUAUGCCACCACAUUAACCUCCAAUACUUUGUUAAGAAAGACAGAGGAGAAACAAAAUCGUGCUUUUGGUAUAAAUGACAUCCUUCUGUUAUGGAAGAUAACAACAUUAUUUGAUAAUGGUGUUGAAUGCCGAGUGGCAUUAGAUGCUAUUAUUGAUAGAUGUUCUGCACUUCAAAACAUUCGUCAAGCAGUGUUGCAGUAUAGAAAAGUAUUCAAUCAACAGCAUGUUGAACCUAGGGUAAGGAGGGUGGCAUUAAAUCGUGGUGCUGAGUACUUGGAGCGAUACUUUCGUCUAAUUGCUUUUGCAGCAUAUCUUGGAAGUGAAGCAUUUGACGGAUUUUGUGGACAAGGAGAAUCCAGAAUGACAUUUAAGGUUUGGUUGCAUCAGAGGCCAGAGGUGCAGGCUAUGAAAUGGAGCAUCAGAUUAAGACCAGGGCGAUUUUUCACUGUCCCUGAGGAGUUGAGAGAGCCGCAAGAGUCUCAACACGGAGAUGCUGUGAUGGAGGCCAUUGUCAAGGCCAGAAAUGGUUCUGUUUUGGGGAAAGGCUCCAUUCUGAAAAUGUAUUUCUUUCCUGGUCAGAGAACUUCCAGUCAUAUACAAAUACAUGGUGCACCUCAUGUUUACAAGGUUGAUGAAUACCCUGUGUAUUGCAUGGCAACUCCAACCAUCUCUGGUGCCAAAGAAAUGCUAGACUAUUUGGGUGCAAAGCCUAAACCUUCAAUCAUUGCUCAAAAAGUUAUAUUGACUGAUCUGAGAGAAGAAGCAGUUGUUUAUAUAAAUUAUACUCCCUUUGUCUUGAGGGAGUUAAAUAAACCAGUUAAUACACUCAAGUAUGUUGGAAUCACUGGUCCUGUGGUGGAACACAUGGAAGCACGGUUAAAAGAAGAUAUCCUAGCUGAGAUUAGACAAUCGGGUGGGCGGAUGCUGUUACACCGUGAAGAAUAUAACCCCUCGACAAAUCAGUCAGGUGUGGUUGGAUACUGGGAAAACAUUCGAGCAGAUGAUGUGAAGACACCUGCAGAAGUUUAUUAUGCUCUAAAAGACGAUGGAUAUGAUAUUGUCUACCAGAGGAUACCUUUAACAAGAGAGAGAGAUGCUUUGGCAUCUGAUGUUGAUGCAAUACAGUAUUGUCAAGAUGACUCUGCAGGUAGUUACCUUUUUGUGUCACACACAGGUUUUGGUGGUGUCGCAUAUGCUAUGGCCAUAAUCUGUAUCAGACUUGAUGCUGGAUCCAAAGUCUCACAACCAUUAUUUGGCCCUCAUAUAUAUGCAGUGACUGAAGAGAACUUGCCUUCUCGAGCUUCCAAUGAAACAGCACUUAGUAUGGGUGACUAUAGUGACAUUUUGAACCUUACAAGGGUCCUCAUACAUGGUCCCCAAAGCAAAGCAGACGUGGACCUUGUCAUUGAAAGAUGUGCAGGUGCAGGGCAUAUACGAGAGGAUAUUCUGUAUUACAAUAGAGAGUUUGAGAAGUUUACUGAUGAUGAUGAGGAGGAGGAACGUGCGUAUCUUAUGGACAUGGGUAUCAAGGCUUUGAGGCGAUAUUUUUUCCUUAUCACAUUCAGAUCUUAUCUCUACUGCACUUCUCCUGCCAAUAUGAAAUUCGCAGCGUGGAUGGAUGCAAGACCAGAGCUUGGUCAUCUAUGUAACAAUCUAAGAAUUGACAAAUAA
Messenger RNA from Sphenostylis stenocarpa, 3735 nucleotides. Lineage: Eukaryota; Viridiplantae; Streptophyta; Magnoliopsida; Fabales; Fabaceae. The record is from the annotation of a GenBank genome assembly.